CGACGAAUGUCUUGUCGAUGGUCAUGCAAACAGGAGCGGGUUCAAGCCCGAAAAGCCCCUUUUUCCGCCCCACACCUUAGCUUAAUCCACCGCUGACACUUACCCGCUCCACCUACCCCCAUCGCGCCGGUUGGGCAGUCCAUGCCCCAGCUUGAUGUCGCACAACCUCCGGUCGAGCUCGUCCGCCACUGCCACUUCCCCAGCAAGAAUAAGCCCCUCGAGUGCUGCAUCGGACGCCAGGUCUCACGAGGGAUCUGAUACGGGGAGGAAUCUUACUGUCAAAGUCACUCCUCCCGGUUCGCUAUGCGGCUCGCCUGGGCCUGAGCCCAAUCACGGCUUACUCAACUCGCCUUCGAAAGAACUGCAGACGGAGCGGUCGUUGGUGAUACAGCGAUUCGGGCUCGACAAUCCUUCUCUGUGGCCGCUGGCGGACCGAUAUGCUCGGAUCGCGCACGCGCUCUUCAAGGCUCCAAUUCUCAUAUUGCUGAUUCACGAGAACAUGCAGUUAGUGCUUGCUGCGGUGGCAUGUAAACACAAGCCGAGGGAGUCUCUGGUCUAUCGGGAAUCUUUGUGCUCACAUACCGCACUCCGCACGGAUGGGACACUGCUGGAUAUCCCCGAUACCCAACACGAUCGGCGAUUCGAGCACAUUCCUGAUCUUCCCCGGUCGUUUGCUGGACAACCGCUUUUGCUUCCGCUCGAAGAUGGGGGGCCACUCGUGCCCUUCGGCUCGUUCGCUGUCCUCGGAACGACCGUUCGAAAUGAACUGUCGCAGCAAGAACGCGAAUCAUUAUCUGAUCUGGCGCACCUGCUCAGCACCGAAGUGCUGCGUGUAUUCAAUGAGAGCCGGCACCGCAAGGAGGCUUUGCGACGGAAUUUCGUCUCGGAUCUCAUUGCCGACCUGUCCAGCUUUCAUUCCAACAUAUCACCGCCUGUCGAGGCCCGGGACUCACGCGUGCCCCCUAAUCUCGAGGCUGGGUUCCGGAUGCUCUCCGCGACGACUGACGUCAGGCGGAUGCUCGAUUCGGAUUUCACCUGCCUCCUUGAUCUGUCGUCAUUCCACGUCUCGUGGCUCGCACUCGAGUCUCCGCGCAAGCAGGUCACGCGGACGGUGUCCCGGUCGAAACAUGGCUGGAUUGGGACGAAUCAGCGGAUCUCGUCGCUCCCGUCGGACGGCGACGACGCCAAGGCCGAAUCUGCAGGGAUCCGGAUCAUCGACUACAGCUGCGGCUCGCUGUGCCCCGACUUUGCACCGGAAGCGGUGCUGGCCACGCCCCGUGCCAUCCAUGUUCUGACGACGUUUUUGCGGUCGUAUGCUGAGAAUAACUCGGGAACAGGCUACACGUACACAGGAACCGACGGGCCCCUGCAGGCGAUCCUUCCUCCAGGAUCUAAUGCCCAUAUUGCGGUGCCGCUGUUUAACAACGCUCAACCGGCCCUGCUGCUCAUCGUCGCGACCGUCAAAGCGCGUCAGGUUUACGAACCCGCCGACGUCUCGUUCGCAUCCACCUUCGCGGUUUUGUGUCUCGGGAGCUUGGCGAAGACCAAGCUGAUCAAAGCGGAUGCCGCCAAGACCGCCUUCGUGUCGAUGAUCUCGCACGAGCUGAGAACGCCUCUGCACGGCCUCCUCUCGCAGCUCGAGCUGAUCCGCGAGUUUGCGCCGAAGGAAUACCAGGCGGAGACGGAGACGUUCCUGCGCACCGCGGAGGUCUGCGGGCUGACGCUGCGGGAUGUGCUCAACGACGUGCUGGACUUUGGCAAGCAGGAGAACAGCAGCGAUGUCCAGACCCAAUCGGCGGAGAGCGAUCUGAGUCAUCUGGCGAUCGACGUGAUGAACGGCGAUUGCCUAUGGCCGUCGGCGCCAGUGGCAGUAUGUCACAGGAGAAGCAGAUUCUCCGGUGGAAGUCAGCGUCGAAACCGAGACUUCCCCGUCGAAUUGGAAUGCCAUCGUGUUCAGACGUCGGAGGCCUUCGUAGGUCGGGUGCUUCUUAAUCUCGCUUCCAAUGCGCUCAAGUACACGCCCAAGGGCUCGAUCACGCUUAGUCUGCGCGAUCUGGGCCCAGCUCGUGACCGGCAGCCAGAUGGCCACCGCCUGAUCAAAUUCUCGAUGAAGGACACUGGCAUCGGCAUGAGCGAAGAAUUCAAAAAAGAUAUCUUCACCCCAUUCAGCCAGGAGAGCUCGUUCAAUCCGGGCUCCGGGCUCGGAAUGAGUAUCUCUAACACGAUCCUGCGGCGCAUGGGCGGCAAAAUCGCGGUCGACAGUGAACUCGGCAAGGGGACUGUGAUUUCUUUCACGAUCCCGGUGGAGUUCACGCGUCCCCGGAGCACCGAUCUCCCAGCCUCGCCCCGGGUGCUGACCAAGACACUCAUCUCGAAAGACGAGGCGGACCCGGAGCCUACCGCGUCGAGAGCAACGCCGAGUCCGCCGGAAACGCCGGGCAUCCCGUUCCGCGAGGCGAGCGACGGGAGCCAGGCGCUGGAAGUCUACAAGGAGUUUCUCCCGCAUCUCGUAUGGACGGACGUGAGCAUGCCCGGUAUGAACGGGAUCGAAUCCGCACGCAGAAUGCGCAUCGUCGAGCACGAGCGCGGGCUGCGACCGGCUCACAUCGUUGCGCUGACAGGGAUGUCGUCGAGCGGGGAGAUGAAAGAGGGCCUGCUUGGGGACGCCGCUCUCGACGAGUGGCUCGUCAAGGGCCAGGCCAGCCUCAAGACACUCACGGGCAGCCUCGAAUCCGUCCAGCGCUCGCUGCGGCGCAGGUGGAGACCUCCAGCGUCGGCCAUGCCAUGAUUUGGGUUUGUAUUGGUGUAAUGGGAAUAUAUUCGUUUUUAGAUCUGGCGAACCUAGUCUGUAAUCUUUCCACGUAACGUGAUGUACUGGUUGGGGAUGAGGAUACACGUAAUCCCCCGAGCCAUUGGCUCCUGUAUGAACGUCCACAUCGAGCGCACAUCCAAACCCUUGGUUGCAACACAAUUCAGCAUUCCACAUGGGUGUAUGGGUGGCUUCGGCCUCCGCCCUGUGAGACCUCGCCAUGCACCCGCAACGCCAACGCUGCUUCCCGCUUCGACAUCGCGAAGAAAAACAAACGUGAAACGUGGGACGGAACCGUCGGCGCCCGCUUCCAGCCUUCCACGCGGGACCGGGGUUGGCCCACGCACCACCAACGUUUCUCCGCGUCCGAAUCGAGCGAGAAACGCACAGGGUCCUACGUGGACUCAGAAAGAAAAAAGAAGAAAGGACUUGGAAGAGGAAGGGUGGAGCAGCCGAACAUGCCCGCCUCUGAUGAUCCUUGGUACCCGCGAGAGAACCUCGUAAGUCGAAAUGACACGCGGGAGCCACGGCGGCGGCGACAACGUCAAUCAAUCAGUGGCUAUACGCCCGCGUCAAGCGCAUCACGAGGUCUCCGUCACUCUCCGUCCCAUCUGCGAACCCAUCAUGGCCCACAAGUGGAAUUGCGCCUCGCUGCGAAUCCCAGAUUGACGCCGGGUAGCCACGCCGAGCCACUCUACAGCCGCACGGGCACCACGCCCAUCACGAAUCGUGAUCAAGCCACCCACCACCACCCUCGGUGCAUG
Messenger RNA from Mycena citricolor, 3573 nucleotides. Lineage: Eukaryota; Fungi; Basidiomycota; Agaricomycetes; Agaricales; Mycenaceae. The record is from the annotation of a GenBank genome assembly.